GGUCAAAGGAAGAAGCUAUAUAGCAAAAAAGACAUGGGUAUCCCUAUACGAGAAAUGAAAAUUACGGGGUGAAGAGGGCAAAGGCAGCAAAUUAGGUCAGAAUUGUGGAAGCCAAAUAAAAGAGGGAGGAGGUGCCUCUUUCUCUCUCAGAUUGUUUCGGAUAGAUCUCACACUCCACAUAGAGAGAAAAGAUUCUAUUGGUGGAGUCAAGGCCUCAAAUUGUGUUUAUUGUGUGACAACACUUGAAACCUAAGAGAAUCAUGGCAGAGAAUACUGAAGUUGAGGACCGUGUGGAUCUUGAUGAUGAUAACUACACUGAAGAAGAUGAUGAAGAACCCAUGGAAGAUGAAGGAGCUGGAGAAGGUGGUGAAGAAAAUGAAGAAGAGCCUCAGGAGGAUACAAAAAGUGAGGAUGGUGAGAAAGGUCAAUCUCCAGGAACAGAUAAAAAUGAUAUCUGCAUUGGGGAUAUGGAAGAUAAAGAGAAUUCAGCAUCUAUUAACGAAGAUGAGAAAGAGAAACAUGUUGAACUUCUUGAUCUUCCACCCCAUGGCUCUGAAGUUUUCAUUGGAGGACUUUCUCGAGAUAUUUCAGAGGAAGACUUGAGGGAACUUUGUGAACCCCUUGGUGAGAUCUUUGAGAUAAGGGUAAUGAAGAAUAGGGAUACUGGUGAAAGCAAGGGCUUUGCUUUUGUAGCUUUCAGAACAAAAGAUGAGGCACAAAAGGCAAUUGAAGAAUUACACAACAAGGAAUUCAAGGGCAGGACGCUGCGAUGCUCACUUUCAGAAACUAAAUACAGAUUGUUCAUAGGCAAUGUACCUAAGGGAUGGAGUGAAGAUGAUUUCAGAAAAAUAAUUGAAUCGACAGGUCCUGGUGCUGAAACCAUCGAGCUAAUAAAGGAUCCUCAGAACCCUGGUCGUAAUCGUGGUUUUGCCUUUGUGGAAUAUUACAACAAUGCUUGUGCUGAUUAUUCCAGGCAAAAGAUGGCUGCUGCGAGCUUCAAGCUGGAUGGUAACACACCAACUGUAACAUGGGCUGACCCGAAGAUUACACCUGAUCAUUCUGCUGCUGCUGCUCAGGUCAAGGCCCUGUAUGUGAAGAACAUUCCUGAGAAUACACCAACCGAACAAUUAAAGGAAAUCUUCCAGCAACAUGGGGAAGUCACAAAAGUUGUUAUGCCACCUGCUAAAGCUGGUGGGAAAAGAGAUUUUGGCUUCAUACACUAUGCAGAAAGAUCAAGUGCCCUUAAAGCUGUCAAAGAGACAGAAAAAUACGAGAUAAAUGGCCAGGCGUUAGAAGUUGUCCUUGCGAAGCCUCAGGCUGAGAAGAAGUUUGAUGCAGCUAAUCCCCACAAUCCUCAAGUUCCAAACUACAUUCCUCAUCCAGGAUAUGCUGGCAUACCAGUAAAUCCCUAUGCGUCUAUAGCUACUGGAUAUGGUGGGGCUGCUGGUUUUCAGCAGCAGCCUAUGAUUUAUGGAAGGGGGCCAAUGCCAGCAGGAAUGCAGAUGGUGCCAAUGGUUUUACCCGACGGUCGAAUUGGCUAUGUUCUACAGCAGCCUGGUGUACAGAUUCCUCAGCCUGUGAGACCACGGAGGAAUGAUAGAAGUAAUGGUGGUGGUGGUGGUGGAGCACAAGCGCGGGGAGGUGGCAAUGGUGCUGAUGAUAGUAACCGUAAUAGACGGUACAGGCCUUACUAGAAGUGGAGAGGAAAUGUACUUGGAUUAGCUAGAUGAUUAUAACCCUGAGCUAUACGUUUUGGUUAAUCCAAUGUUGGUAGUAGUGGGGAAAUGAAGGUGGUGAAUCUAAGCAUUAGAGACCAUGAGUCCGUGACAGCAAUUCAAUCCCUCUCUAAUGUUGAUUGCCAUUUUGCUAGUUUGUUGAAUGGAAAAGAUUGUUGGCGAGUUUA
Molecule: messenger RNA, 1903 nt
Organism: Salvia miltiorrhiza (redroot sage)
Lineage: Eukaryota; Viridiplantae; Streptophyta; Magnoliopsida; Lamiales; Lamiaceae
Product: heterogeneous nuclear ribonucleoprotein Q
Exons: 9
Coding region: 261-1694 (477 amino acids)
Cellular component (GO): nucleus
Molecular function (GO): mRNA binding
Source: RefSeq, a predicted model, not a curated record